AAAAAAAUGGCUAAAUGUUUUUUAAGGUAAUUGUACACAUCCGGUCUCGAACUCGUGUGUCCGGAUGCAAACGGGACGAUAUCCCUCUUGACUCCCCUUGCGCGUCUUUGACAUAUCCUGCCAUGAGCGGAAGUGUCUGGGAUUCUGCUCAAUCCAUCCAGCUCCAAAUCAGUCGUUUGUAAAAGGAGACGGGCCGAAAACACGUCUGCAUCUCUUCCGACACCAUCACCACCACCAUCAACCCGGGCGAAGCACCGUUUAAUGUAGCUAUAUAUAUAUACAUACACACAUAUCAGCACGGGACAUGCUCUAUCGGGUCUACGCAAUCGACGUGAACGCCUGCCCGGACACAGGAGAGGAUUAAGUUACUGUUGACUGGCGGCGGAUUAAUUUUAUUGGCCUCCCUCCCCUCCUGUCACGCCCGAGUCUUUGGUGAUCCAUUUUCCAAUUAGGGAGAGGUUUCUGUUAAACCAGACAUGUCUUUCAGACGAGGUGUGGUCAGGCAGAGUAAGUUCCGGCACGUCUUCGCCCAGGCGUGGAAAGCCAAGCACUGCAUCGACGAUGUCCGAGUGUCCCGCGUGACGUGGGACAGUCCCCUCUGUGCGGUCAACCCCAAAUUCAUCGCCGUCAUCAUCGAAGCCGGCGGAGGAGGAGCCUUCCUUGUUGUUCCCAUCAGCAAGAGCGGCAGAAUCGAUCAGUCCUGUCCCACCGUGUGCGGCCACGCGGCCCCGGUGCUAGAGAUCCAGUGGUCUCCUCAUGAUGACAACAUCAUUGCAAGUGCCUCAGAGGACUGCACAGUGAAGGUGUGGCAGAUCCCAGACGAGGGCCUGACAAGUCCAAUGACUGAAGCCAUUGUGACCCUGGAGGGACACAGUAAAAGAGUGGGGAUCCUGGCUUGGCACCCAACUGCCUUUAACAUCCUGUUGACUGCAGGCUGCGAUAAUGUGAUUUGUGUGUGGAACGUGGGCACUGGGGAGCUUGUGUACCAGCUGACUGAUGCCCACCCGGACCUGAUCUACAGUGUCAGCUGGAACAAGGAUGGCAGUGCUGUGUGCACCGUCUGCAAGGACAAGGCUCUGCGUGUCAUCGACCCGCGAAGGGGCACCGUCCUCAAGGUGAAAGAGAAGGUCCACGAUGGCACCAGGCCAAUGAGAGCUGUGUUCCUCUCAGAUGGGAAGAUUCUUACCACAGGCUUCAGCCGUAUGAGUGAGAGACAGCUGGCAUUGUGGGAUACGAAAGAUCUCUCUGAGCCAAUGGCAGUACAGGAGAUGGAUACGAGUAAUGGGGUUCUUAUACCUUAUUACGACCCUGACACAAACAUGGUCUACCUGUGUGGAAAGGGGGACUGCACCAUCCGGUAUUUUGAAGUGACAGACGAAUCUCCGUACGUCCACUUCCUCAGCUUGUACAGCAGUAAGGAGCCUCAGAGAGGUGCAGGAUUUCUUAGUAAAAGAGGUGUGGAUGUCAACAAGUGUGAAAUCGCCAGGUUCUACAAACUCCAUGAAAGGAAAGUGGAACCAAUUUCUAUGACUGUACCACGAAAGUCAGAUCUGUUCCAGGGAGACCUUUACCCGGACACAGCUGGCUUGGAGCCGGCUCUCCUGGCUGAUGAAUGGAUUUCUGGGCAGGAUGCACCACCCCUGUUGGUGUCUCUGAGCGGUGGGUACACAGCCCCUACAUCCAAGCACAGAGACACCCUCCGAGGCAAACCCCAGCUCGUUUCGCAGGACUCUGGGACUGGGGCUGCCUCGUCCUCAGCAGGCAGUGUAGCAGCUCCCACAUCGACGUCUACCUCUGCUGCCAAGGAGACAGAGGAAGAGGUGCCACAGCCGCGAGUAUCCACGAAGGAGACAGAUGGAAACGCUGAGAGGCCGAAGAAAGAGGACGAUCUCUUGAACGAGUUGCUCGCAGAAAUGAAGGCUCUGCGUGCCGUCGUCCUCGCUCAGAGCCAGAGGAUCGAGUUGCUGGAGAGGCAGCUGGCUCGGAUCGAAGAUGGGGAUGUAUGAACGAGGACGGAGAACCACUACAUUCGGAGGGCAUUCUUACUAAGUCCAUAGACCAUAGCCUUACUAGAAUCAACAGCACCUUUAAGCUGUGCGAGCGGGAGAAUGUAGUGAAGGGUAGCGACGAACUGUGAAUCACGGUGUCUUACAACAGGUCGACUAUUGUUUGAUUAAUGAAAAACCAGACCACAAUUUGUUUCUGUGAUUGUUUUCCAAACUAUGGCUGACAACGGGGUGUCAUCUGCAUAGAGUGAUUUCUGACAGUGAGAUAAUGUUUUGUUCUUCAUAUGAUGGAGUAUUGUAGCAGCUAUUUGGUGGUGCAUGUAGUGCAGCUUCGAGCUUUGCAAAAUUCUCGUGUUAAUUUUGAAGGGCUUCGAAGGAGUCGCAAUGGUACCAUUGCCUCAAAUUAAUGCACAAAGUAGUGAUGAGCAUUAUAUAAAAGCUAAUGAAGGUCGACAUACUAUAGCAAAGCGAUUAAGCACCUCCAAUAUGAUUUUUUUUUUCUAUGAAGCACUCACAAAUGUAACCAUUAGGGCUAUUUAAUCAGGUAGUUAAAGCUGCUAAACUGUGAUGUCAUAUCAGACCCCCAAUUGUUAACUCAUUGUGUGACUUGUGUAUUGUUUUAAUACUUCAUCAUAGGACGCCGUGUGUAAGGUCAACAGUAGGAAAAUCUUCUGGUACACAAGUCAUGACCGUGACAGUGAGAAUUAUGUGAAUAAUAGUUGACGAGAGUGUAGUUGAAUAUUUAUGUGUAUCGUAAUUCUGUCGUCUUUGCAGUCGAUGAAAAGGUAACACUUUGUGAUUUCGUACCUCAUGUUAUCAGGAGAGGGCGGCGGCUUUGAAGGUUUCUGUAACACCAUGAUACAAGAUGUUUGUCCACAUUAUCAUCAAGAUGUAAAUAAUUACCUUUCCUUUUCGUUGACAUUUGUUGGAAAGUCUGCGGUAUCUGGUGCCGAGAUCUGAAAAAAACUGAGAUCUGGGGUCUGGUUAUUUUUGCAGAGCAGCAAACUUUACACUUUUUAUUCAUCAAGAGAGCAGUGCGCUAAAAUCUGGAGCGGCCACAGCACAUAGAAAUGUUAACUAACACUAGUUGCAAAUUGCAAUUUCACUAAAAUAAAACACAGAUCAGUACUUGAGUGCAACCACACAAAAAAAGAAAAGUUACAGUCAAAUGUGAAACAUUUUCUACAGUUUGCAGUGACAUUUGUAUUUGCGAUAAACAAAAUUAUUCCUUUUUUUAUUUUCGUUUUUUGUUUUUCUUCUGUUAACCUCUCCAUCAGUCAUUGAUUGUGUAAUAAUGGUACAUUCCGCAUCAAGCUUAUCCCUUUAUUACUUUGUUCCUUUAUGCACUUAACCUUGAACACUAACUGUAAAACCAGUAGCAGGUUAAUUGAGACUACAUUGUGAAAACCCAAUAAACAUUCAUUCACCUUUGUACUAAA
This is a messenger RNA of Larimichthys crocea (large yellow croaker), 3445 nucleotides long. RefSeq names its product coronin, actin binding protein, 1B (gene coro1b). The transcript has 12 exons. Lineage: Eukaryota; Metazoa; Chordata; Actinopteri; Sciaenidae. Gene Ontology annotation, biological process: cell migration; actin filament organization. The record is from RefSeq and is a predicted model, not a curated record. Gene Ontology annotation, molecular function: actin filament binding. The coding region runs from base 477 to 2006 and encodes 509 amino acids.